Molecule: messenger RNA, 3169 nt
Organism: Oncorhynchus kisutch (coho salmon)
Lineage: Eukaryota; Metazoa; Chordata; Actinopteri; Salmoniformes; Salmonidae
Product: carbonic anhydrase-related protein 10
Exons: 11
Coding region: 694-1692 (332 amino acids)
Biological process (GO): one-carbon metabolic process
Molecular function (GO): carbonate dehydratase activity; zinc ion binding
Source: RefSeq, a predicted model, not a curated record
GCGCAUCAUUUUCUGACUGCACUAAUCUGGAAGCUCUCUCAUUGGGCUCGUGGCAUCGCCUGGUGCCCGCGUGCCAGAAGACUACUGUCCCAAUUUUUCAACUCAGGAUAAGACAUUUAAGUCUAUAUCGACGAUUAUACUAACUUUUAAAUAUUGUGUGAAAGUUCUGGCAUAUCGACGUUUUUGGGGACUCGGUGGCAUCAGUCGGUUGCUUCGUUUUACAUUAGGAUAACCGUAUUUUGAUCUAGUCCAUUUUUUUUCUCGAGAACGGAUAACGAGGAGGAAGACACUUCGACCAUGGUUGUGUUUACACAGAAUGACUGAAACUAUAUUUCCAAAGAGCAACCGAUGCGAGGGACAACGCGAGGGACGAGUACAUUUAUGGAUGGUCUUGGUAGGGCACAUUGGAUCUCCAUUACUGUGUGAAUAGCCUACAAUUGACUUUUGCUUCCAGGACUCUACCUUUCGUUCUUCCUUUUGGGUCUGGAGUUUGUGGUUCUGUCUCUCUGGGAUUGUAGUUUUGAGGGAGAGUGUGGUGUCAUGUCUUGGAUAUAGACCUUGCUAUGAGUCUGGCGUGGAAAGUACCUCGUGGAAGGUGUGCAGCGGGCUACAGACUGGAAGGACUCGACAUCGGCAACUGAUAGGCUACCCCCGUUUUUACCGAGCGUAAUGCACCUGGCAUGAAGACAGAGAAUGGAUAUUAUUUGGGAACUAUUUAUUAUUCUUCACGCCAAUUUCAUCAUCUGUGUAUCAGCUCAGCCAAAUGCACCUAAAAUACAUGAUGGAUGGUGGGCAUACAAGGAGGUGGUUCAGGGGAGCUUCGUACCAGUGCCGUCAUUCUGGGGGCUAGUGAACUCAGCGUGGAACCUGUGCUCCGUGGGGAAGAGGCAGUCUCCCAUCAACAUCGAGACCAGCCACAUGAUCUUUGACCCCUUCCUCACGCCCAUCCGGCUCAACACGGGAGGACGCAAGGUGGGCGGGACCAUGUACAACACGGGUCGCCACGUCUCACUGCGAAUGGACAAGGAGCACCUGGUGAACAUCUCCGGCGGACCAAUGACGUACAGCCACCGCCUGGAGGAGAUCCGGCUGCACUUCGGGAGCGAGGAUGGACAGGGCUCUGAACACCUGCUCAACGGACAAGCCUUUUCAGGAGAGGUUCAACUUAUACACUACAACCACGAGCUGUAUACCAACUACACAGAGGCGGCGAAGAGCCCCAACGGACUGGUCAUAGUGUCUAUAUUUAUGAAGAUUGCGGAGACUUCGAAUGCAUUCCUGAAUCGAAUGUUGAAUAGAGACACCAUCACAAGAAUAACAUAUAAAAAUGAUGCAUAUUUGCUGAUGGGCCUGAACAUCGAGGAGAUUUACCCAGAAACCUCUAGUUUUAUCACAUAUGACGGGUCGAUGACCAUCCCGCCUUGCUUUGAGACGGCCACAUGGAUCCUGAUGAAUAAGCCAGUGUACAUCACACAAAUGCAGAUGCACUCCUUACGACUGUUGAGUCAGAACCAGCCGUCUCAGAUCUUCCUGAGUAUGAGCGACAACGUUCGCCCGGUCCAACCUCUGAACAACCGCUGUAUCCGGACCAACAUCAACUUCAGCAUGCAGGGCAAAGACUGUCCCAACAACAGGGCCCAGAAGCUCCAGUACCGAGCCAAUAUAUCUGGGCAACUGCUGCACAAAAUGUGAAUUUUACCCCUGAAGCGUAUAUACAGUGAGGGCAAGAGUGAAUGAGUGGCUGCUAAAGUAGUCUCUCUUGGGUGAGCACAGAAACAAGACACAAUGACAGAGACAGGAGGGGGAUAUGAGAGAGAGAGAGAGAGAGAGAGAGAGGGAGAGAGAGAGAGAAGGAAGGAAGGAAGGAAGGAAGGAAAGAAGGAAAGAAAGAAGGAAGGAAGAAAACAACUGGAAACCGCACCAAGGCUGCAUCUCAUCUAAGAUUAUUUCAUGUAAAAAGAGAAAAAAAUGAAACUGAACAUUAUCAAGUAAAAGACUUUGUGUUGCUUUGCAAAGAGACGACUACUUUUCAUACGUACAUCGAGAACUAUUUGAAUUCCAACACAUACUAACUGACACGUCCAGUACAAAUAUAUCUAUUACGAAACCUGUUUUGAUACUGAUACUUUUUUGGGAGAUAACAAAAUGUUUAAAACACAAAAACACUGAAGCAUUUAUUUCAUACAGCCUCUUCUUCACACGGACUGAGUAGGACUGAUUGGGACUUUUAGCCUUUGUACAUAGACACCUUGCUACCAAUGAGAUCUUAAGGACUUAUCAAGACGACGCCCCCUAGUGGUUUAGACAGAGAAAGUCUUCAAGGCUCAUAGCUGCGUCGUCAUCACCGUCACUUACAAGGCAUGCCGACUGCAACAAGCCAAGAGAGCUAGACCUUACAGCCUUGUAAUAGCAGGUCAUUAUCAAAGCAACAACAGGAAAGGAUCUUCUGUCUAACUGAUGAACCGAUGAGUGUCUUGGCCUUUGUUGUAUAUAGUAUAAUUAUCAGUACUGCUGAAAAACUGAAUAUGUAAAGAAAAAUACAAAUAAACAUUUUAAAAGAUAUAUUAAGAGGAUAAAAAAAAGAUGAGUAUUUUAAAGGCCCAGUGCAGUCAAAAAUGUGAUUUCUUGUGUUUUAUAUUUCCACACUAUGAGGUUGGAAUAAUACUGUGAAAUUGUGAAAAUUCUGAUAAUGCCCUUUUAGUGUAAGAGCUGUUUGAAAAGACCACCUGUAAUUUCAGCCUGUUUUGGUGGGAUGGAGUUUUGGCCUUCCUGGUGACAUCACCAUGCAGUAAAUUAGUUAAUAGACCAAAAGAGUUCCAAACCUCUCAGACAAUAACAGAUAAUUGUCUGUUUUUCCCCUCCCCAAUCAGACCAAUCCCAGACACGUCUAGCAAAAUUCUUGCUUGAGAAAUUGCCCUUUGCUAAGAAGCUAUUUUUUGGCCAUUUUAAUUGAAAAUAAAUCACAGUAAGGUACUUAAUUGUUAUCCAGAAAUGAUUUGAUAUUGAGAUGAACACUGGCUGCAAUGGACCUUCAAACGCUUGGUUCACUUUGAAUUGUGGAAGCAGUUCUGAGCUGAAGCCUGUUUUAUUGCUUACAAUGGUCUUACACUGUGUUUGAGUAAUGUUAUCAGCCCAAUAAAUGUGUCUGGAAAGUUCACUUUGGAAAAUA